AUGGUAAGGCGCAGAAUAAAUCGACGUAACAAACGUCAACUUUACGGCGUAUUGGGAGAAGAUUCAUCAUUAUCAGCUAUAAUAUAUUUACCAAAAACUAAGAAACUACGACAAUUUCCAACUUGUCAACGUUUUUGUUUGUUUUCAUUUGGUUUAUUUAUUUCGAUCAUCUUGGCAUUAUUAUUAAACUAUUUAAAUGAACCUAUCCGAUCUAUAAAGUACAGACUCCCAAAACCACCGGAACUUACUGGUACCUUAAGACCAAAUCAGGAGUUAACCCAUGCAGAAAUAUUGUUGCCAAAUAGAAUCAAUGGACCGGAAUCGAUUGCAAUACAUGAAAAAAGUAAAACUAUAUAUGUUGGACUUAAAACCGGUUUGAUUGCUGGAAUUGAAAUUGAUAGAUUUAAAAAGGUGAAGUUGGUGAAAAGUAUCAAAUUAUUUAAAAGACCGGAAUACAACAGGCUAUGUGAUGGAAGUUAUCAUUCAGUACUGGAAUGUGGUCGUCCUUUAGGAAUGCGGUUCAACCGGAAAAAUCCUGAUUUAUUACUUAUUGCUGAUGCUUAUUAUGGAAUUUUCGAAGCAAAUGUUCAAAAUGAGACGGUAAGGCAAAUUUUAAAGCCUGGAACAAAGAUAGCACAUAGCUUAUCUUGGCCAGUUGUCCAUUUUAAUGAUUUUGAUAUCAGCCAAGAUGGACAUCAUAUUGUUUUCACUGAACCAUCUCAUCGUUUUGCUGACCGUGAUUGCUUUUAUGCAAUGGUUGAACAUAGAUCGGAUGGAAGAUUAUUACAUUAUAAUAUGCAUACCGGUGUACUUCGUGUACUGAUCGAUGAUUUAUAUUAUCCGAACGGUGUGGAAUUUGAUAAAACUGGAAAAUGUGUAUUUUUUUCCGAAAUGGGCAAUCUUCGAAUACUCAAGUAUUGUUUCAAUUAUAAAUCUGGGAAAUACAUGAUCGUAGCAAAUAAUUUGCCUGGAUAUCCGGAUAAUAUUCGAACAGCCAAUAAUGGAAUGCUAUGGGUACCACUUGGCCAAGUUCGCUUAGAAGAUGAUUCUUGGAUUACUGAAAGACCUUUUCUAAGAGAUAUCAUUGCUAUGGUAGUAAAAACUCAAACGUUUAUGACAAUUCUUGAUUAUUUCUUACCCAAAUAUGGCUUGUUAUUGCUUAUUAAUCCAGCUAAUGGUACAAUUAUGCGAAGCUUCCAUGAUCCUACCGGUUCAACUAUAAAUUCAAUUUCACAAGCGAUCGAACUUAACGAUGGUACUAUUCUGCUCGGCGGUGAUAGUAAUACGUUUUUGGCCAGAUUUAAACCAUCAACAAUAUUAUGA
Molecule: messenger RNA, 1323 nt
Organism: Brugia malayi
Lineage: Eukaryota; Metazoa; Nematoda; Chromadorea; Rhabditida; Onchocercidae
Product: Strictosidine synthase family protein
Exons: 9
Coding region: 1-1323 (440 amino acids)
Biological process (GO): biosynthetic process
Molecular function (GO): strictosidine synthase activity
Source: RefSeq, a predicted model, not a curated record